This is a messenger RNA of Dentiscutata erythropus, 4128 nucleotides long. Lineage: Eukaryota; Fungi; Glomeromycota; Glomeromycetes; Diversisporales; Gigasporaceae. The record is from the annotation of a GenBank genome assembly.
AGGACCAGGGCGACCUCGUAAAAAUCCAUUACCUUCAAUUCUUCACUCUUCUAAUUCUCCAAAUAACGACGCACCUGGUCGGCAGAGCGAUAAAAAAAAGGAAGACUUUACUUCCCCUCGGAAGAGACCAAAAACUAUGUCUAACGAUAAAGAUUCAUUACCACAAGCUCCUUCCACCAAAGUUACCAGAAUGAUCAAGACACCUCUAGACGAGCUUCGUGAAGCGAAAAUAAAAGAAAAAGAAGCACAACUCGCUCAAGUGGUGGACGAACAUGAUUCCUUGGUCCGAGAAUUAUAUUAUAUGGAAUCAUUCAAUAUGCUAUUGUGUAAUCUCGAUCCGCAGAAAAUAAAACAGGACAACUCCGAGCGUAUGGUUAAGUAUUUGGAAAGUCACAACUUGUGGUCCACCAUAAACGAUCAAGUUGUCAACAGCAUCCAAUCAAAUUCCACGCGGAUGUCCACUCGCCAUUCACUUACCAAACAUCGCGAAUCAAUUGUCAACUUGUUGCAAAAAUCUGUUAACAAUCAAUUUGAUUCAACAUCCCUGGAACCAGGCAACAGUAGCCGCAGUACCCGCAGGUCUUCACGGGUAGAUUCGUCCAAAAAUCGGGGUGCGACUUUGACUAAUGGGAUGUCAUCGUAUUCGCUUCGUCGACGUCAUUCGCAAUUUCCUAGCUUUGAAGAUUACUAUGCAUCUUUUGUAACCUUAGAUGAUGAAGAUAUGACGCCUGCUGAAGAAGAGUUAAGGGCGCAAAAAGAAGCAGAGAUUCAAUACCGUAUAAUGGUAUUGAAAAGCGAGGGGAGACUCAACAGAGUGGAUAAACCUGCACCUGAACCUCAACGCCCAAAGGUUCAUAGAGACUAUCUACUUGAGGCGGUUACGCACCAUGCAAAAUACUUCAAUAAGGGUACUGAAACAAAGUUCCGCACCACACGUCAAAUAAGCAAGGCGGUGUUACAACAUUUCAAUAAAUUAGCAAAUCAAGGGCCGAGGGAAAAGAAGUUGGAGGAAAAACGAAUCAGAAAGUUGGCCAAAACAACGUCAAAUCUUGUCAAACAAAAGUGGAAGACAGUUGAAUCGAUUAUUUUAACAAAGCAUAAGGAGUUACUUCGUGAACAACAAGAGCGUGAAGGGAAACGACACCUAAAUCUUCUUCUAGAACAUUCUACCCACAUGUUGGAGGUUCAACACAAUGAAUUAGUAGGUAUGCAGUCGACGCAUGUUCGUAUUACUGGCGAUGACGAUGAGAAUUACAAUGAGACAGAGAACCUUGAUAUGGAGGAUUCAGAAUCUGAUUUAAAUAUAACCGAAUAUUAUAGUCAAAUAUCGACCUCAUCUACUGAAGUAGAUGAUAUUGACCAAUCUAACGAAGAUGACGAGUCUUCACUAGAUGCACAAGACCUCGAGGAGGAUUCCGAAGAAGAAACUUUGAGAUCGUUAAUAGAAGAAAUAGAAAACUCUGUUAAGGAAAAGCCUAAUAAUACAAUAUCUGAUGAUUUUUCUGAAUAUGAAAACCGAGGAAGCGAAGAACAAAUGAGUUCUAAACAAAAAGAAUCAGAAAUUUCUAAUGCCUUAUCAGAACCUCCUACGGGGACCACGCUAUCUACUGCCAAUGUAAGAACACAAAUCCCGCCAUUGUUACGGGGACAACUGCGUGAAUAUCAACACGUUGGUCUUGAUUGGCUUGCCAGUUUAUAUAACAACGGUUUGAACGGUAUUCUUGCUGAUGAAAUGGGUCUCGGUAAAACUAUUCAGACAAUUGCAUUAUUAGCACAUUUGGCUUAUGAAAAAGGAGAUUGGGGUCCCCACUUAAUUGUAGUACCUACGAGCGUCAUCAUCAAUUGGGAAAUGGAGUUUAAGAAAUGGUGUCCGGGAUUUAUAAUUUUGACAUACUAUGGCAGUCCAAAAGAACGUAGAGAAAAGCGUAUUGGUUGGAUGAGAGAGCAUAGUUUCCACGUUUGCAUUACAUCAUACCAUCUCGUCGUGCUAGAUCAGGUUGUAUUCAAAAAAAAGAAAUGGCAUUAUCUAAUUCUCGAUGAAGCGCAUAAUAUCAAAAAUUUCCAAUCACAACGUUGGAAAACUUUAUUGAAUUUUAAUUCAGAAAGAAGAUUAUUGCUCACUGGUACGCCAUUACAAAACAAUCUUAUGGAAUUAUGGUCUUUAUUGUAUUUCCUGAUGCCGAAUGGGGUUUCAGGGGAUAUGCCUCUUGGCUUUGCUAACCAAAAAGAGUUUCAGGAAUGGUUUUCGCGUCCUGUCGAUAGAAUUAUCGAGAAUAAUGAACAAUUUGAUGAUGAAACUCUCGCUGCGGUUCAAAAAUUGCAUACAGUUUUACGGCCAUAUCUAUUGCGUCGUUUGAAAAUUGAUGUAGAAAAGCAACUUCCGGCAAAACAUCAUCACAUCAUUAAAUGUAGACUUUCUAAACGACAACGUUUUUUGUAUGACGACUUUAUGUCUCGUGCAAAAACCAAAGAAACUCUUCAAUCAGGCAAUUUUCUUAGUAUCAUAAAUUGCCUAAUGCAAUUGCGUAAAGUCUGUAAUCAUCCAGAUUUGUUCGAGGUGCGACCUAUUCGUACGUCGUUUGCUAUGUCCAAAUCAGCGAUUGCAGAUUAUGAAGUCAAGGAAUUUUUGGUCCGUCGAAGAUUAUUGCAAGAUAGUGACGCGUUUAAAAAAUUAAAUCUAGAUUUUAUGAACUUUAUUCCGAGUCAUUUUGAGAAUAAUCUUGAUCGGUUAAUCGCAAAUGAAUGGGAAAUUUUGAAUCCUGAUAAAAAAUUCUUAGAUAAAAUUAUAGAAAAUAGAAAUUUAACCUUUCAAAAGCCCAUGACUUACUGUAGCCUUGCUGAGUUUGGACGUGCGAUGGAGCAUCAUACUCGUCUUAAAACUCGACAGCGAUGGGAUCACUUGCGAUAUAUUAACGGGUUUCGGCUCAGGCGCCGUCCUAUAUAUGGAACAGGCCUUAUAAACUUAUGUCGACGACUAGGCUCAACUAAAUGUGACAUGCUAUUGGCUGAUACUAAGAAUCCUCGUACUUACAUGAAUCGCAUUGAAUCAAUUACGGAUCUUAUUGUGUCCAAUGAACGUAGAUAUAGCAUGAUGGAAGAAGUGAUUAAACAGUAUGCGUUUGUAACUCCUGCUGUGGUUGCGAGAGAUAUGGCUUCGUUGACAUUAGCAGGAUUACCGGAUGAGUUACGCAUGAUGAUUCACGAGCAGGUGCAAGACAUAUAUCAUCCAAUACGCGUUAAGCUUCAGAUUGCCUUUCCUGACAAGCGACUGCUACAAUACGAUUGUGGAAAACUACAAGAGUUGGAUCGGCUGCUUCGAGACCUUAAGGAAAAAGGUCAUCGCGCUCUUAUAUUUACACAAAUGACUCGUGUUCUUGAUAUUUUAGAAAUAUUUUUAAAUAUCCACGGACAUCGUUAUCUUCGGCUUGAUGGUGCUACAAAAAUUGAACAACGACAAAUAUUAACGGAACGUUUUAAUCAUGAUCCAAAGAUAUUAGUCUUUAUACUUUCAACUAGAUCUGGCGGUUUAGGCAUUAAUUUAACUGGAGCAGACACCGUUAUUUUUUAUGAUUCUGAUUGGAAUCCGUGUAUGGAUCGGCAGUGUCAGGACAGGUGUCACCGUAUUGGUCAAACCCGUGAAGUAAACAUAUAUCGAUUUGUCAGUGAAUAUACGAUCGAAGAAAACAUGCUGCAAAAGGCCAAUCAAAAACGAUUACUAGAUAAAAUGGUGAUUACAGAUGGUGAAUUUACAACUGACUAUUUCCAAAAGUUGGAUUGGCGUGAACUUGUUAGCGAUAUAGCACCACAUCGUAUUAGAGAGAUGAAUGAUGAACCAACCUCCGGUGUGGAGCUGGAGCAAUGCCUCGCAGAAGUUGAGGAUGAUACUGAUGUUACUGCGGCUCAGGUUGCAAGGAACGAAAUGGACCUUGACCUUACGGAUUUCGCAGAAGUCGCUGAAACGCCAGUGGAAAGCUCUAACACAGCAGCUGCAGGACAGGCAAGUUCAGUUUCAACUGCACCAUCACCAAACGAGAUAGAUGAGGCGAACGAUGAUAAACCAGAUCAUGUGGAUUAUUACAUGCUUCGAUUCAUGGAACGUGAAUUGGGACUUUAUGUUGGAUUCGGCGG